AUGGAACUCUUUUCGUUUGUUGAUGAUUUAAAACGUAUGGAUAAGCGGCAGGCAAUCUAUCAAAUACUUAAUUUUGGUAUGAUUAUUUCAACAGCGCUUAUGAUAUGGAAAGGUCUUAUGGUAGUAACAGGCAGUGAAAGUCCUAUUGUUGUUGUACUUAGUGGUAGUAUGGAACCUGCUUUUUUUCGUGGUGAUCUUCUUCUAUUAACAAAUUAUCAGGAAGAACCUAUUCGUGCUGGUGAUAUUGUUGUAUUUCGUAUUGAAGGUCGCGAUAUACCUAUUGUUCACCGAGUUAUUAAAGUACAUGAAAAAGAUGAUGGUUAUGUUAAAUUUUUAACAAAAGGUGAUAAUAAUCAAGUUGAUGAUCGUGGUCUUUAUUCACCAGGACAAUUAUGGCUUGAAAAGAAAGAUGUUAUUGGUCGAGCACGAGGUUUUCUUCCAUAUAUUGGUAUGGUAACAAUUUUAAUGAAUGAUCAUCCUCAAUUAAAAUAUUUGGUCUUGGCUUUACUCGGUUUUUUUGUACUUAUUCAUCGUGAAAAUUAA
Messenger RNA from Rotaria sordida, 543 nucleotides. The record is from the annotation of a GenBank genome assembly. NCBI's taxonomy places the organism in Eukaryota, Metazoa, Rotifera, Eurotatoria, Philodinida, Philodinidae.